AUGGCUACACGUAGGUCUGCCCGGAUCAGUGCUGCCGCCGAGGCCAUGCCUCCGCCUCCGCCGCCCGUCCGGUCCAGGAAGAGAAAGACGGCCCCCGAAACAACAGAGGAAACCGCUCAACAGCUCGAAACCCCAUCCACUCCUCAAAGGCGUCGAGUCAAACCCAAGAAGGCUGCUGCGCCACCACCUGCGACUCCCACGCCCAGCAAUGCAAAGUUGAUCGGGGAGCCCGCCACCGGCGCCAAUCCCUCGGUCACCACGCCCAAGCCCAAGCCGGCAGCAGUGGAGCGGCUGGCCAACCCAGAAGUCAGCAACGCUACCUUGCUCUCACCCGAGACUUCGCGGAUAGUAGCUGCCAAAUCCCUAGACGAGGUUUCGCCGUCCAAGGCCGAAGUUGCGCGGACCACGACGGCAAAUAUCCUUAAGCAGGCAUGUGACCACCUGAUCAAGGUCGACCCGCGCAUGAAGCCGCUGAUAGACAAACAUCACUGCCGGGUCUUUUCCCCCGAGGGACUCGCCGAGGCCAUUGAUCCCUUCGAGGCCUUAUGCUCGGGCAUCAUCAGCCAGCAGGUAUCGGGCGCAGCCGCCAAGGCCAUCAAGAAACGCUUCAUUGAUAUAUUUCCACACCUGGAGAAAGAAGGGGCCAGAUUCCCGCAUCCAAAGGACGUGGCAGGUACCAAGAUGGACGUUUUGCGGACAGCCGGUCUGAGCCAGAGAAAGGCCGAGUACAUUCAGGGCCUCGCUGAGAAGUUCGCCACACAUGAGCUCUCGACGGAGUUCUUCCGAACCGCGCCAUAUGAAGAGGUCGUUGAGAAGCUCAUUGCCGUGCGCGGCCUGGGCCUUUGGAGCGUGGAGAUGUUUGCUUGCUUUGCCCUCAAGCGUUUGGACGUGUUUUCGGUGGGUGACUUGGGAGUUCAGAGGGGCAUGGCUGCUUUUAUAGGGAAAGAUGUGAACAAGCUGCGUAAUGGAAACGGGAAAUGGAAGUACAUGAAGCAGGCCGACAUGGAGGCCAUGGCUGAGCCUUUCCGGCCAUAUAGAAGCGUCUUUAUGUGGUACAUGUGGAGAGUCGAAGAGACUGAUAUCAGUACACUAGAGUGA
This is a messenger RNA of Pestalotiopsis fici W106-1, 1098 nucleotides long. RefSeq lists its product as uncharacterized. Gene Ontology annotation, cellular component: nucleus; protein-DNA complex. Gene Ontology annotation, molecular function: DNA-3-methyladenine glycosylase activity; DNA-7-methylguanine glycosylase activity; alkylated DNA binding. Bases 1 to 1098 code for a protein of 365 amino acids. Gene Ontology annotation, biological process: DNA alkylation repair; base-excision repair; base-excision repair, AP site formation. NCBI's taxonomy places the organism in Eukaryota, Fungi, Ascomycota, Sordariomycetes, Amphisphaeriales, Sporocadaceae. The record is from RefSeq and is a predicted model, not a curated record. The transcript has a single exon.